AUGUCAGACCCUCGAAUGGCGGCAAUCAACAACUUCACUGUGAAGCAGCACAAGUCUGUCCCGCCGGAGCUGAACCCGAGGGACGCGGUCCUCCCGGACCCCUUCACCGUGUGCAUCAUGGGCGCCAGUCGCGGGAUAGGAGAGCACAUAGCGUAUGCGUACGCCCAAGCCGGCGCGUCACGAAUUGUGAUAUCGUCUCGCGCGACGGGCGAUCUCGAGACGGUUGCGCGCAACAUUUCGGACGACAUCAACAGCCGAGUCAAAGUCGACUUGGUCGAGUGCGACGUCUCGAGUGCGUCGGCCGUCGAGGCGCUGGCAGAGUACGUGAGGACUCGGUGCGGGAGGCUCGACUUGCUCGUCCUCAACGCCGGCUACGCCGGUCCAGUCACGACCAGGAUGGACCAGGGCAAGCCGGAGUGGGUACGACGGGCGUUCGAGGUCAAUGCGAUGGGCACGUACCUUGCUGCACACUACUUUGUGCCGUUGCUGCUGGAGUCGCCCAACGGUGCAAAGGGGUUCAUUGCCGUCGGGUCGUUUGCGGGCUGUAUUCGGCGUGGAAUAAUUGCGAACACGGGGUACACUGUGAGCAAGAUGGCGCAGAUUCGCCUGGUCGAGUAUUUGGAUGAGCAGUACGGGCAGUACGGGCUGGUCAGUCUGGUGGUGCACCCGGGGGCCGUGGCGACGAAGAUGGCCGAGGGAAACACGCCAGAGGAAUUUUUGCCUUACCUGACUGAUGAUGUCGACCUUUGCGGUGCAGUCUGCGUAUGGUUGAGCAAACAGCUCAAUAACAUUCACUGGCUGAGCGGUCGAUUGAUCAGUGCGACAUGGGACAUGGCAGAAUUGAUGUCAAAAGAGCAACAGAUCCGUGAGAAAGACCUUUUGAAAUUUGUUAUGGUGACUGGGUGA
Molecule: messenger RNA, 906 nt
Organism: Exophiala spinifera
Lineage: Eukaryota; Fungi; Ascomycota; Eurotiomycetes; Chaetothyriales; Herpotrichiellaceae
Exons: 2
Coding region: 1-906 (301 amino acids)
Source: RefSeq, a predicted model, not a curated record